GCAUCCAGAUUAGAUUCGAUUCUGCUAGAAGACGUUCGCUUGCUCGCUCACUAGCACCAGUCGAGAGAAAGAGAGGAGAAAGCUUCAAGCUUCAAUGGCCGCCAAGGGUGCUUUGCAGCCUCUAUUGAAAUAUUUGAGGGUGCCGGUGCAGCCUCUGCGUCAAAAUAUCUUCUCGCUUUCCCCUCACGUGUUUCGACGCUUUUCCUCCGAGGAGGUUAGAGGUUCCUUUCUCGACAAGUCGGAGGUCACCGAUCGCGUCAUCUCCGUCGUCAAAAACUUUCAGAAGGUUGACCCUUCCAAGGUUAAUCCAAAUGCUCAUUUCCAAAAUGAUCUUGGCUUGGAUAGCUUAGAUGCUGUGGAGAUUGUGAUGGCUCUUGAAGAAGAGUUUGGUUUUGAGAUUCCUGACAACGAAGCAGACAAGAUCAACUCCAUUAAUCUUGCCGUGGACUUUAUUGCAUCCCAUCCUCAGGCAAAGUAAGGAAAAAUCUAUGAAGAUUGGUGUCUUAAUUUUGCGGUAGUUUCAUGAGGAACUCUAUGAGAACAUCAAACUUAAGUGUAUCUUAAUUUUCAUUUAGAUUCCGUAUAGAAAUGUUAUAUGGGGAUGUGCCAAUGUUAAUGCUGCUAUAUUUCUCAAACGGGGAUUCGUUUGAGAAAUAAUAAGGGCUGAUUGGACUAGAAAUGAUUUGAAAAUAAAUUUUUUUGGUUCUUAA
Molecule: messenger RNA, 710 nt
Organism: Neltuma alba
Lineage: Eukaryota; Viridiplantae; Streptophyta; Magnoliopsida; Fabales; Fabaceae
Product: acyl carrier protein 2, mitochondrial
Exons: 2
Coding region: 95-478 (127 amino acids)
Biological process (GO): fatty acid biosynthetic process
Cellular component (GO): mitochondrion
Molecular function (GO): acyl binding; acyl carrier activity
Source: RefSeq, a predicted model, not a curated record